AUGGAGGCCCUGCUGACUUGCUUGCUCUCCGUCUGGGUGGCGUGGGGAGCACAAGGCAGCACUGUCCAUCUCCACAAGAUGAAUAACCAGGAUGGCAGGUGCAUCUAUUCCUUCACGGUCCCCAGUGCAAAUGAAGCCAGCUGUCCUAGCCCAGGCGAAACAGCGACAGCUCUCCAGGCUCUCCAGCGGGAGAGCAACGCCCAGCGAGUGGAGCUGGAGUCUGCUAGGGCAAGGCUCAGCCUUCUGGAGAACCUGGUGGACCACCUGCAUGGAAGCCAGUUGGGGAGGGGUCCCUCUCUAUCCGUGGUGGGAUUGCUUCGAAGAGAGGUGGACAGACUGAAGAGGGAACAAGCCCAGAGGGACACCCAAGUCAGCAAGCUGGAGUCUACGAUCAGCAACCUCCUCCAAGACAAAUCUGGCUUAGAAGAGGCUAAGAGGCAGCUGGAGGAAGAGAAGAACGAGCUGGUGAGGAGGCUGGAGAGCAGCAUCCAGGAGGAGGCUCGGCUAAGGACAAGCCAGUGUACUGAGACCGGAGAGGUACCAAGCAGAGAUUCCCUGCAAGGCUCUCAAGAAGUGUCUAAGUGGGAUACGGAGAGUCUGGACUACCAAGAGUUGAAAUCUGAACUAACAGAGGUUCCUGCAUCCCACCUUUCCCCAGAAAACCCUUCACCCAUCCUUCCUGGCACAGAAGCUGCAGAUACAGGAUGUGGAAUACUGGUGUGGGUUGGUGAACCUGUGACCUUCCGCAAGGCAGAGACCAUUGCCGGUAAGUACGGCGUGUGGAUGAGGGAUCCAGAACCUGUGACUCCAUAUACUCACGAGACAACUUGGAGAGUUGACACCGUUGGCACAGAUAUCCGCCAAGUCUUUGAGUAUGAGAAUGCAGACCACUUUAUAAAGGGCUAUCCUUCGAAAGUUCAUGUGUUGCCUCAGUCCAUGGAGAGCACCGGAGCUGUUGUUUAUCAGAGCUCCCUAUAUUUCCAGUGCCGCAAGUCCAGAAUACUGGCUAAGUACAACCUGAAGACGGAAGUCGUCAUAGUCCAAAAGGAGCUGCCCAAUGCUGGCUACCAUGGACAAUUCCCCUACUCAUGGGGUGGAUACACAGACAUUGACCUAGCAGUUGAUGAGAAAGGGCUGUGGGCGAUUUACAGCACUGCAGAGGCCAAGGGGGCCAUCGUGCUUUCUAAAUUGGACCCAGAGACCCUUGAGAUUGAACAGACCUGGCAGACCAACAUACGCAAGCAGUCAGUAGCCAACUCCUUCAUGAUUUGCGGCUCCCUGUACACCAUCAGCAGCUACUCGUCACCUGAAGCCAGAGUGAAUUUUGUUUACCACACCAGCACAGGCACCAGUGCGCCACUCGACAUCCGCUUUGAGAACCGCUACAGAUACAGCAGCAUGGUAGACUACAACCCAGCAGAGAGAAAACUCUUAGCUUGGGACAACUUUAACAUGGUGGCCUACGAUGUCAAACUUUCCAGAAUGUGAAGAGUUU
This is a messenger RNA of Euleptes europaea (tarantolino), 1495 nucleotides long. RefSeq names its product myocilin (gene MYOC). The record is from RefSeq and is a predicted model, not a curated record. Gene Ontology annotation, cellular component: Golgi apparatus. Lineage: Eukaryota; Metazoa; Chordata; Lepidosauria; Squamata; Sphaerodactylidae. The coding region runs from base 1 to 1488 and encodes 495 amino acids. The transcript is spliced from 3 exons. Gene Ontology annotation, biological process: signal transduction; osteoblast differentiation.